UUUGGCUAUCACUUCUGUCACGUUUUGAAAUGGAAAAGGGUAAUCUUUUGCCGGAAUUUCACGAGAAAAGAGUACAUAAUAAAAAACAAUGCAAAAAGAGGAAAUUAAGAAGUAAAGAUCACGAAAAGGUAAAGAAAACAAAAUUACAAAAAUCUGCAGAGUUGGGGGAGGAAUUCUUGGAGAAAACUGAAGAAUCACUGUCAGAGGAUAAUAUACAAAGUGGAACAAACGGGACAGACAGUGAGGAAGAAGAGGCAGAUGAGUUUGCUGCAAUCAAGAAAGAGCUGUCAAGCUUGUCCUUUGAAGAAUUGAAGAAAUUAAAGGAAAAAUUAGGACUCAAAGUAUUUAAUCGAGUUUUACAUGGAGACAGGGGUGGAGAAACAACUGAAAAGAAGGUGUUUAAAAGAGCAAACAAAAAUAGACCAAUGGAAAUCACAUCAAAGAGACCUGUUCCACGGUUUAAGACCACAGUUCCUGUAAAGAAAAAGGUUACAAGAGACCCAAGAUUUGACGAUCUCUCUGGCCAGUUUAAUGAAGAACUCUUCAGUAGAAGUUAUGGAUUUCUCGAUGAUAUUAAACACAGAGAAAGAGAGAAAGUUCAGAAAGCACUUGGAAAAGAAAAGGAUCCUGACAAGAAAAAAGAACUACAGUUCUUGUUAAACAGAAUGAAACAACAAGAGCUCACAGCCAGCAGAAAAGAUCAACAGAAAACAAUAGAAAAAGACUGGAAAAAGAAAGAACAGACUCGAGUCAAGGCAGGCAAAACCCCAUUCUACCUGAAGAAGUCUGAGAAAAGAAAAUUGGAGUUGGCUGAAAAGUACAAGGAACUGCAGAAAUCGGGAAAAGUAGAGAAAUAUCUUGGAAAGAAGAGAAAAAAGACUGCCCAGAAAGAGAAGAAAAAGUUACCUGUUCAAGCACAUUAAUAAAAGUUGUUAUAUUUUUGUUACUCUAGUGUUUCAAGUGUCUUUUUCUGAAAAGAAGUGCUCAAAAUAUGUCUUGCAAAUCUCUCUUGAACUGAGCUCCAGGGAAACUUCUGAAUAUGUUACUGUCGUCUGUUGUAUGAAGUUAAUAGUUGAAAUAGAUGACUGCUUCUUUCAGGACUAAUUUAGAAGAAUAAAUUAGUGUAUUGCAUGA
Saccostrea echinata is the source of this 1134-nucleotide messenger RNA. Its product is annotated as ribosomal RNA processing protein 36 homolog. The record is from RefSeq and is a predicted model, not a curated record. Gene Ontology annotation, cellular component: 90S preribosome; nucleolus. Bases 30 to 923 code for a protein of 297 amino acids. The transcript has 9 exons. Lineage: Eukaryota; Metazoa; Mollusca; Bivalvia; Ostreida; Ostreidae. Gene Ontology annotation, biological process: maturation of SSU-rRNA from tricistronic rRNA transcript (SSU-rRNA, 5.8S rRNA, LSU-rRNA).